Molecule: messenger RNA, 768 nt
Organism: Cryptomeria japonica (Japanese cedar)
Lineage: Eukaryota; Viridiplantae; Streptophyta; Pinopsida; Cupressales; Cupressaceae
Exons: 3
Coding region: 1-768 (255 amino acids)
Biological process (GO): defense response
Source: RefSeq, a predicted model, not a curated record
AUGAAGAUACAAAUAACCUUGAUAUCCGUCAGUGAUAUAAAGAAUGUGGACAAUGUGGACAUAUUCCCAAAUUCGAAGGUUUAUGCAGUGGCGUGGAUUGAAGACGGCUCGCGACCCGCCAAGCAAAAAACGGCGGCCAAAGAGUACGGUACAAACCCUAACUGGAACAAGCUUAUGUCUUUCAUUGUGGACGAGGAGGCGCUUGAGCAGGACCAUUUCCGCUUAAAAUUGGAGCUCAUAUCGAAGAAGACAAUCGGCGGCAAGAAAGUUGGCGACGUGUCCAUCCAAAUUAAAUUUCUUGGUAAGUUCAACACUGGACGCGUAGGUUUCUGGAGUUACCGGGUGCGCGAUCCCUCUGGGAAGAUCACAGGGAAGCUCAACAUGACAUUCCAAGUUAUAAAGCCGGAGCUCGAGUCAAAUACCGAAGGGAGCACCACCCCACAACGAAAGAAAAGGAAAAAAGUGCCCUUGACCAAGCCGGAGCCCAAAUCAAAUGCCAAAGGGAGCCCUACCCCGCAGCGUAAGGAAAGGAACAAGUUGGCUUUAAGAACAAGGGUAAUUUUAGACUUUACAAGUGGUAUCAGAGCAGUUGGCUUUAAGAACAGGGGCAAUUUUAGACUCUACAACCCUCCCUACCCACCUUACACAUUACCACACUGUCCUCAGCAGGCUGGUUACCCUUACCCCCCCUGUCCACCAUACACGCCUAUGCCUGAUGCGGGCUAUACACAAUACCUUACACCCGGUGGGCAGUAUCCUCCGCAAUAG